Hibiscus syriacus is the source of this 3363-nucleotide messenger RNA. RefSeq names its product U-box domain-containing protein 4-like. NCBI's taxonomy places the organism in Eukaryota, Viridiplantae, Streptophyta, Magnoliopsida, Malvales, Malvaceae. Gene Ontology annotation, biological process: protein ubiquitination. Gene Ontology annotation, cellular component: nucleus; cytoplasm. The record is from RefSeq and is a predicted model, not a curated record. Bases 425 to 2920 code for a protein of 831 amino acids. The transcript has 6 exons. Gene Ontology annotation, molecular function: ubiquitin-protein transferase activity; protein binding.
CAAGUUCAAGUCAGACUAUUCAUAAAAAACGAAGAGAAUCCGCCAAUCUCCCAACUAAGCAACGAAAGCAAUGCAAUUAAAUAAUAAAACAUUAGCCAAUGCCCAAAAAAAUACUGGAAAAAAGGGAAAAUUUUGCCCGAAGACCCAGCAACAGAAUAGCGAAAUCUGGGAUUUGUUUAUUUAUUUUCUUGGAAAGGUUAGCGGACCACGAAAGGGGGAAAACCCAGAAUUCAAAAGCUGCGUUAAGGAUUACUAGUUGGGUUAGAUGAGAUUUCAAGAACCUGUCUGUUUCUUGGUAUCAAGAUAGUGUGCUACAUAAGCUACGGUACUGGUGUUCAAAGGGUUUUCUUAAGUUUUAUGGAAUGAUAUGGUUUCCAAAGGAUCCAAAAUCCAUCUUUGAGAAAGGAUUUUUCUGUUGGAAUUUAUGAAUCACGAUCAUAUGGAGAUAUCUUUGUUGAACACACUUCUCAGUAACAUUUCCUCAUUUUUAAAUGUGUCAUCCUCUGAGAACAUUAACUCAGAACCAGUUCAGAAGUAUUACCUGAGAGCAGAAGAGAUACUAAAGUUGUUGAAGCCAAUUUUUAGCGCAAUUGUUGAUUCAGAAAUUACUUCCAAUGAAGUGCUUGGUAAGGCAUUUGAAGGAUUAAGCCUCUCUAUAGAAGAAUUGAGGGAGCAAAUCGAAAGCUGGCAACCCCUUUCGAGUAAAGUUUACUUUGUUCUGCAAGUUGAGUCAUUAAUAUCAAAGAUUCGGAAUUCUAGCCUGGAUGUAUUCCAUUUCUUGAAGUCUUCCUAUCAGCACCUGCCUGAUGAAUUGAGUUCAGCAUCUCUUGAGCACUGCUUGCAGAAAAUUAAGCAUGUAGCUUAUGACCAAGUAUCAUCUUUCAUCAGGGAAGCCAUACAGGAUCAAGUGGAUAGUGUUGGACCAUCCACAGACAUAAUAGUGAAAAUUGCAGAGAGCUCGGGCUUGAGGUCACACCAGGAGAUUCUGAUAGAAGCUGUGGCCCUUGAAAAGUUGAAGGAGAAUGCUGAACAAGCUGAUAAACUUGCAGAAGCUGAGUUCAUUGAUCAAAUUAUUGCUCUUGUAACCCGCAUGCAUGAUCAUCUUGGAUUAAUGAAACAAUCUGAGACCAGUAGUCCGGUUCCCAUACCUGUUGAUUUCUGCUGCCCUCUUUCCCUAGAGCUAAUGACUGACCCAGUGAUUGUGGCAUCUGGACAAACCUAUGAGCGGGCUUUCAUUAAGAACUGGAUAGGUCUUGGGCUCACUGUGUGCCCCAAGACACGGCAAGCUUUGACUCAUACCAAUCUUAUACCUAAUUACACAGUAAAGGCACUAAUUGCAAACUGGUGUGAGUCAAACAAUGUGAAGUUGCCUAAUCCCAUGAAGUCCAUCAGUUUAAACCAGUCCUAUCCCCUUCUUGUGGCUGCAGAGUCUGGCUUGCCAAGGGAUUCAAAUAGUUUUACUCUUAGAAGCAGCCAACCAUUAUCACCUGAGCCAAGGUCUAGAGGUCAAGCUGGUAAGAAACUAGUAACAUCCAGUGGAAUUCAUCGGGAGGGAACCUCCCCACUACGUCCUUGUUCUACUUCAGUGGGUUCCUUGCCAGGUAUAGCUGGAAAUGGAGAGGGUCUGGAUGUUGCAAGGAUAUCAAUAAAUAGCGCUGAAGACAGUUCAAAGUUGGAACAAAGGUAUAAUGAUUCUGUUGGUGAACCCCCUGUGUCACCUUCUAACAAUGCUGGAGAUUCAUCUCAGAACCAUUCAAGAUCUGAUUCAGCCUCUAGUGCACUUCCUAAUUCAGAUUCUCCUCGAGGAUCGGUUGGAGAUGCCAAUGAGACUUCUGAAAGUCAUUUCGCAGCCUACAAUAGUGAUGUUUCUGGGGAGGUUAAAUCUGACCCACAACCUACAGUCAGCACAGCCGUCCCACAGAGAGAACCCGAAUUUCAUCCUCGAUUGGUAGAAGCACGAUCUCGAAGCCAAACAAUCUGGCGUCGACCAUCAGAGAGGUUUAUUCCAAGGAUAGUUUCUUCUGGUGUUGAGAACAGGGCUGACCUUUCUGGCAUUGAAACCCAUGUUAAGAAGUUGGUAGAUGACUUGAAGAGCACUUCGGUUGAUAAUCAAAGAGAGGCCACAGCUCAACUCAGGUUACUUGCUAAGCACAAUAUGGAUAAUCGGAUUAUAAUAGCAAAUUGUGGGGUCAUUACCUUGUUAGUUGAUUUGCUUUGUUCACCAGAUACAAUGACUCAGGAAAAUGCUGUUACAGCACUUCUUAACUUAUCAAUUAAUGAUAACAACAAAACAGCUAUUGCUGAUGCUAAUGCAAUUGAGCCUCUGAUUCAUGUCCUUGAGACAGGAAGCCCUGAAGCUAAAGAAAACUCAGCUGCUACUCUCUUCAGCCUUUCGGUCAUUGAGGGUAACAAAGUCAAGAUUGGAAGGUCUGGGGCAAUCAAGCCUCUUGUUGAUUUAUUGGGGAACGGUACUCCUAGGGGAAAGAAAGACGCAGCUACUGCCUUGUUUAAUCUGUCAAUAUUUCAUGAAAACAAGGCCCGAAUUGUGCAAGCUGGUGCCGUAAGACACCUUGUAGACUUGAUGGACCCAGCAGCUGGAAUGGUUGAUAAGGCAGUUGCUGUUUUGGCUAACCUUGCUACAAUUCCCGAAGGGAGGAAUGCUAUUGGGCAGGAGGGUGGGAUUCCUGUGCUGGUCGAGGUUGUUGAAUUGGGUUCAGCUAGAGGGAAGGAAAAUGCAGCUGCUGCUCUUUUACAACUCUGCACAACCAGUGGUAGGUUCUGCAGUAUGGUGCUCCAAGAAGGAGCUGUUCCACCACUAGUGGCCUUGUCCCAGUCCGGCACCCCAAGAGCUAGAGAGAAGUCUCAGGCACUUCUGACCUACUUUAGAAGCCAACGACAUGGUAGUGCUGGCAGAGGCUAAAACUAGGAAAACAACUUUCACGGCACCCAAGGCAUUGAGUCUGAUACAGUUUGUAUACAUUUGAUGUUUCAAAUAGUGCAUUUUGAAGGUUUUGCUGCAAUGCUGCAUGGUUUUACAAUUUGCCUAGGAAUAAAAAAGAAAAUUUUCAAUUUGUAGACGAUUCGAUGGAGUCCUCUUGUCCGAAUGCUUCUUUUUAUAUGUGCAGUUGUGAAUGUAAGAACGGAAUUUCAUACAUGUGAGUCUUUCUGGUCUUCGUAGAUAGCUCGGGGGUGAAUUUAUGAAUCGGUGAAUAAUGUCCCUUGGCUUCUUCUUUUUUUUUUUGGACUCAACUGUUUUUCAGAUUAAACUAGAUAUUCAGAUUGAUUUGUAAGCUAUGCAUUUACAGACAGCCAAACAAGAGCAGGCAUAUUAGGGUUCUAUGUAGUUCCAUGAGUUAUUUGAUU